Molecule: messenger RNA, 1419 nt
Organism: Hibiscus syriacus
Lineage: Eukaryota; Viridiplantae; Streptophyta; Magnoliopsida; Malvales; Malvaceae
Product: coumaroyl-CoA:anthocyanidin 3-O-glucoside-6''-O-coumaroyltransferase 1-like
Exons: 1
Coding region: 1-1419 (472 amino acids)
Source: RefSeq, a predicted model, not a curated record
AUGGCAAUCUCACCGGAGAGUAGCAUGAAACUGCUUGAAGAUGCAAGCCAUGUAUCUCCUCCACCGUCUUCCGUCCCCACAACCACCCUUCCUCUCACCUUCUCCGAUAGAAUAUUCCUUGGUUUUCCGGGAAGUUGGAUGCAAUACCUAUUUUUCUACUAUUUCCAAUACCCCACUUCGCAUUUCAUGGAAACCACCCUCCCCAAACUCAAAGCAUCUCUCUCCCUCACUCUCCAACAUUUCUUCCCUUUCGCCGGCAACCUUGUGUUCCCUCCGCUUCCUCAAAUGCCGUAUAUUCUCUAUACCGAAGGCGACUCCGUUUCGUUUAUAGUCUAUGAAUCGUCGGAAGAUUUUAAUCAUUUUAUCGGCGAUCAUGCACGACACGCUCAGGAUUUUCAACCUCUCUUCCCCAAAUCGCCGCCUGAGGUUGAAAGUAAGUCGAGUGGCUGCACGCAGAAGCCCAACAUGGCUAUUCAAGUCGCUGUAUUUCCCGACGUAGGCAUUUCCAUAGGUGUUGGUUUCUCCCAUGUUCUUGGUGAUGGAAGAACAGAUGCUCAUUUCAUGAAAUCAUGGGCAGCCAUUCACAAGUCUCAAGGGGAUUUAACUUGUUUUACAAAUUGUUUUCCUACUUUCGACAGGGAUUUGGUUAACGAUCCUUCAGGGCGAGCGUCCGGGCUUUUCAUGAAGAACGAAAGAGUAUUCCAGGGCUCAUCUUCAACCUCCAGCGUCUUCUUCAACAACGUCCGAGUCACUUGUAAAAUCAAACGAUCCCAGGUUGAAUUACUGAAAUCUUGGGUGAAGAAAACGUGCAUGGAAGUGUACGGAUCGGAGCCGAUAAGGAUGUCGACAUUCGUGGUAACAUGUGCUUACACAUGGGUUUGUUUGACCAAACUACAACAAAUUGGAACUCAUCAGAACCCGUCACCAGAUGAUUUCGACGCGGUUUCUUAUUUCCACUUCCCGGUGGAUUGCAGAGGCCACCUGAAAUUACCCGAAACAUACUUCGGCAACUGCGUUUUACUACGCAUGACGGCGGCGAAGAAGAGUGAGUUGUUAGGAGAAAAUGGGAUUCUGGUGGCUGCAACCGUAAUCGGAAGAGAAAUCAUGGAGUUCCAGGAACAGCCAUUCAAGGAUGCAGAAACGUCUUGGGCAAAAGUAGUUGAGAUAAUCAAAAUGAUCAAAGAUAGCAUCUUUGUUACCUCAUCGCCGAAAUUUGGAGUGUAUACGUCGGAUUUUGGGUGGGGAAGACCGAAAAAGAUCGAGUUCGGUAACAUUGCAUCGUUUGGGUCUGUUUCUUCUUUCUCAAUUUCAGAGAACAGUGAAGAGGAAGGCGGAGUUGAAUUUGGCAUCGCACUUCCUCCACAUGAAUCAGAUAGCUUCAACACCAUUUUCCACCGAGGCUUGUUAAAGCUAUCCUAA